This is a messenger RNA of Cucurbita moschata (crookneck pumpkin), 906 nucleotides long. Its product is annotated as heme-binding protein 2-like. NCBI's taxonomy places the organism in Eukaryota, Viridiplantae, Streptophyta, Magnoliopsida, Cucurbitales, Cucurbitaceae. The transcript has 2 exons. Bases 160 to 783 code for a protein of 207 amino acids. The record is from RefSeq and is a predicted model, not a curated record.
UUCGUUACAAAUAUGAACUAAAUCUCCCACGAUAUACUAUACUCAAGUAUAUCAUCGAUCAAAAGAUCGAGGGUAUAAAUUCAAAGCCAUUAAACGUAUAAUUACAAAUCGGGUUCGAAUCAGAAGCAAGUUUGUAGCACAAACGAAGAAAACUCGAGGAUGAACGGUAAGAUAGUGAUCAACUUUGCUCUAACAAUAUGCUUCUUUUGUUGUAGCUCAGGCAGAGUGAUUGAAUCUCCACAUUAUAAUGUGAUUCAUGUGGAGGCAGAAUUUGAGAUUAGACAGUAUAAACAAGUCUCAUGGGUAUCAGCUCUUGUCCAAGGAACAGCCUCCUUUGAGAAGUCCACCCAGCAAGGCUUCCACAGAUUGUAUCAAUACAUUCAUGGUGCUAAUAGCAACUCUUCUCACUUUCUUAUCACUUCUCCUGUCACGACGACCAUUAUGGCAUCGACGCGUGGCCCCGAGCGCUUGGUUAGGUAUUAUCUUCCUUCUAUGUAUACCGAAAACCCGCCGCUGCCCAAUUCUGAACUCAAUGUUCAGUUUGAGAAGUGGAGAAGCAAUUGCUUAGCAGUCAGGAGGUUUUCUGGGUUUGCUAAAGAUGAUAACAUCAACAAAGAAGUUGAAGCUCUAAAGAGCAGCUUGACCAAGUACCUACCUAAGAGUUCAGCCAUCUCAGAAUACACCGUUGCUCAGUAUAAUUCGUCACGUCACCUGUCGGGUCGUUUGAACGAAGUCUGGAUCGACGUUUCAGCUGUUACAUCAGAGGGCUGUCAACGCCGGUAACGAGUUACUGGAGUUGGCUUGAGGACUGUUGCAGGCUGUGUGAAUGUUUAUGGCACAAUAAAAUGUACAAUAAAACUAAAUAAGAAGCCAUACUGUGAUGUAUGUAACACUGUUCUUGAGGUA